AACGUAGGCAAGAAGAGAAAGAAAAUGAAGAGAAACGUAGGCAAGAAGAGGAGGAGAGGCGUAGACAAGUAGAGGUAGAAAUAAUAAAUAGUUUGUCACAAAUUCAAGAAAGUUUUACAUUAGAGUAACGAAUGUCGAAUCUGAAACAGCCCCUUCAUCUUCACAUCCCCUAAAUCUUCUUGAAUCAGGCACAAUCAGAAAUAGCAAAAUUUUGAAACCACCCACCUUCGAUGGCCAAACAGCAUGGGAAACGUAUCGUUUCCAAUUUGAAGCUGCAGCUAAAGCAAAUGGCUGGACUGAAAGAGAAAUGGCAGCUUCCUUGGUGGUGUCGCUUCGAGGUCAGGCAGCAACCGUCCUUCAAUUUCUUCCUCAGGAUUCACCUAGUUAUGACUCACUUGUUCAAGCUUUAGAAACAAGAUAUGGCCAACAACAUCUGAAGCAGGUUUUUCAAAGUCAGCUUAAAGUUCGGUAUCAAAAACAUAACGAGAGCCUACAAGAAUUUGAAGCUGAUAUUAAAAGAUUACUACAUUUGGCAUACCCUCAGGCACCUAAAGAUUUUCUUGAACAAAUCGGUAUACAGGCAUUCAUAGACGGACUACAUGAUAUCGAAAUGCAACAGGCUCUCCGAUUACAACACCACAAAACGCUAAAUGGAGCACUAGUUUCAGCCCAGGAGUUUGAAGCGGCUAAAAGUAUUUCAAGAUCUCGCCCAAGAUUAAAAGAAAUCAGAUUUCGAGAAGAUGAACAAGUCCCUACCACAGAUAAUCAACAACCUAUUUUGUCCCAGAUGUUGAACAUACUCCAAAAUCUUCAACAAAAUCAACAAAAAGCUCAAAAUCAAAACAGAAGAUGUUUUAACUGCGGAAGAAUUGGACAUUUGCAGGUCAAUUGUAGAAGUGGAUCCCAAGCGAGAAAAGAAGAAUACAAUAAUGAUGUCAGAAGGUCGCCUAGAUCGACAUCCAGAAGCCCAUCAUAUAGUCCUACUAGAAAUAUUAGUAGAGAUAGGUAUGUAAGAAGUCGAUCUCCUACAACUGACCACAGAUAUUCAAACAAUAGCCAGGGAAACGAAUAAAAG
Messenger RNA from Diabrotica virgifera virgifera (western corn rootworm), 1075 nucleotides. RefSeq lists its product as uncharacterized. The transcript is spliced from 2 exons. Bases 308 to 1072 code for a protein of 254 amino acids. The record is from RefSeq and is a predicted model, not a curated record. Gene Ontology annotation, molecular function: zinc ion binding; nucleic acid binding. NCBI's taxonomy places the organism in Eukaryota, Metazoa, Arthropoda, Insecta, Coleoptera, Chrysomelidae.